This is a messenger RNA of Spirodela intermedia, 795 nucleotides long. The record is from the annotation of a GenBank genome assembly. Lineage: Eukaryota; Viridiplantae; Streptophyta; Magnoliopsida; Alismatales; Araceae.
AUGGAUUCAACCUCGAGAUCGCUCGCCUUGCUCCUUCUUCUUUUUCUUCUUCUUGUCCUCGGUCAUGACUCCUCGUCUACGGGCCCCGAUUCAGCAGCAGCGGCAGAUCCCCAGCCCCAAUUGCAGGCGCAGGCCCCAACUCCCACCCCAUGGCCGCUUCAGUUUCACUCCAUUCUGUUCAUGAACUUCUCAGGGGCCAUAUCCCUGAUCGACCUCUGGUACGACUGGCCCAAGGGCCGUAACUUCAACAUUAUCCAGGACCAGUUAGGGCAGCUCCUCUACGAUCUCGAGUGGAACAACGGCACCUCCUUCGUGUACACCCUCGACGACCCUCGCCGCUGCAGCGUCCUCGAUGUAGGGUUCGGCAUCCUCCGCCCUAAUUGGCUCGACGGCGCCGAAUACCUCGGUCAGGAGCGCGUCGGCGGCUUCCUCUGUAACGUCUGGCAAAAGGUGGACUUCAUCUGGUACUACGAGGACGUCGCCACCAAGAGGCCUGUCCACUGGAUCUUUUACACAGGUACAUCCCCUAGGUUUCUUCUUCUUCCCUUCCCCUCACUCCUUUCAAUCUUCCUCGAGAGAGAGAAGGUUUGAAAUCCUCUUGUGGCAGGGAGAUCUGCGCAUGUGAUGACCUUCGAGGUGGGAGCGACGCUGGAGGACGAGAAAUGGCAGGGGCCCGUCUACUGUUUCCAGAAGGACGAGGACGAGCUGCGGCCGGAGAAUCAGACCGACCUCGGCGAGUAUUCUCGGAGGAUUCUGACGGAUAAACGCUCCUUCAGAGGUCUCUCGGGCUUCUGA